Molecule: messenger RNA, 1401 nt
Organism: Saimiri boliviensis boliviensis (Bolivian squirrel monkey)
Lineage: Eukaryota; Metazoa; Chordata; Mammalia; Primates; Cebidae
Gene: LRRC26
Product: leucine rich repeat containing 26
Biological process (GO): positive regulation of synapse assembly; axonogenesis
Molecular function (GO): protein binding
Source: RefSeq, a predicted model, not a curated record
GGUAGUGAACCAGGCGGGGGCGAGGUGGUCCCGAUAGCGCUGUGGCCGGCGCCGUGCCAAGAGCAGUCUGGAGCUGCGGGACAGGUGGCCCGCGGUGCCGGGCGUUGGCUGUUUGCCCCGCCCCCGCCCCAGGCGUGGACCCAGCCGUGGGACAGGAACAGCCUGCACUCGCGCCAGAGAAUAUUUGUGCAGGCGCCGCAGGAACGCGCUCCGCGGACGACGAGCUCCGGGGACGCACAGGCAGCGGGCCUCCCCUCGCGGGUGCCGGGGUCUGCCCCCAUGCGGAGCCCCUCCUGGUCGCGGCCUCGGCCGCCGACGCCGCCGCUGCUGCCGCUGCUGCUGCUGCUUCUGCUGCCGCUGUCGCCUUGGCCUGUCUGGGCCCAGGUGUCGGCCACGGCCUCGCCCUCCGGGUCCCCAGGCGCCCGCGACUGCCCCGAGGGGUGCACGUGCGAGCCGGGCGGCCUGGCCACCUGCUCUGCACUCGCGCUGCCCGCCGUGCCCGCGGGCCUGAGCCUGCGCCUCCGCGAGCUGCUGCUGGACCACAACCACCUCCGCGCGCUGCCGCCCGGUGCCUUCGCAGGAGCUGGCGCGCUGCAGCGCCUGGACCUGCGCGAGAACGGGCUGCACUCGGUGCACGUGCGAGCCUUCUGGGGCCUGGGCGCGCUGCAGCUGCUGGACCUGAGCGCCAACCAGUUGGAAGCGCUGGCACCCGGGACCUUCGCGCCGCUGCGCGCGCUGCGCACCCUCUCUCUGGCCGGCAACCGGCUGGCGCGCCUGGAGCCCGCGGCGCUGGGCGCGCUCCCGCUGCUGCGCUCACUCAGCCUGCAGGACAACGCGCUGGCGGCACUUGCGCCGGGGCUGCUGGCCCGCCUGCCCGCCCUAGACGCGCUGCACCUGCACGGCAACCCCUGGGCCUGCGGCUGCGCGCUGCGCCCGCUGUGCGCCUGGCUGCGCCGGCACCCGCUGCCCACGUCAGAGGCCGAGGCGGCGCAAUGCGUGUGGCCGGGACGCCUGACGCUCAGCCCGCUGACCGCCUUCCCCGACGCCGCCUUCCGCCGCUGCGCGCAGCCGCUCGCCCUGCGGGACCUGGCGGUGGUCUACGCGCUCGGGCCGGCCUCCUUCCUCGCCAGCGUGGCCGCCUGCCUGGCGCUGGGCUGCGUGCUCACCGUCUGCAGCGCACGCCGCCGCCGCCGCGCCGCUGCCCUCCGCCGGCCGAGGAGACCGCGGGACCCGGACUCCGAUCCCGACCCCCACUGCUCGGUCUCGCCCGCGGACCCGGGGAUCCCCGCCGCCGCCCGAGCCUGAGCAGCCGGGGCCGCCUGGCGCGCCGGAAGCUUCUUCCCCAACGCCUUUGCCCUCCCUUUAGCCUCUGUCGGAGUCAACAAGCGACACAGACCGAAA